UGUCACUUGUCACUUCUUGUCAGUUUUCGACGGACUCGCGCAAAAUUGGUUGUGCGUUCAAAAUCUAUGCUGAUAAUGAGUUAUGUGGCUUAAAAAAACGUAAAAUAGCUUCACGCAUUCAUGUUUUAAAUGUACUGCUUGCUACUGGUAUCUCUUACCUUUUGAAAUAGGUUUUUAUAUCUGUAUACGCGUUAAUUGAAAUGGUGUUGUUGACGUAUUUCGUAAGCUAGAUUUCAUUUGCGGUGUUAUUUGAGUAUGUGCGGUUAAUACGGAAUUAUCAACUUAAUUCAGAUAUCGUGUGAUAAGUGUUUUUACAAUUAAAAAAGUUGUCAUUAUUGAUACGAGUCCCAAGUGAACAACGUGAAUUUUGUGUGUGAAAUAAUUCGUUCGUGUAUUGUGUUAUUGUGUUUUUUACUCUGUGAGAGCCAUGCUGAUUAUCGGUUUGCACCAUAACACUCAGGUCCACUCGCGCCCGAGAGCGACCGAGGACGGCACCUACGUUUCAUAAUGGAAAGAUGUAGAUUGUGGCAGCUCAGUAUCCGCUGCUCAACAUGUUGCGACCCGAGUCCCCGCUCGCAGACCACCGCAGCCUCUUGCCUCGCAGGCUGCUCCCGGUCAAAGCUCAAAUAGCUCCAACGGACAAAAAGAAAAAUCGUAGAUCUCUGGAACUGAACCCGGCCAGCGAUCACGCACCAUACGACUACCCCAAACUAUUAAUUUCGAAAACGACAGACUCGCUAAACACAGAAUGCCCUCGUAAAGUGAUCAAUAAACAAGACUCGAGCGAUAGCCUUAAACGUGCCCUUUUAUCGAAGGACGAUAAGAAGGCGACAAUCAAAGACGCGGAUAAGAAAGGCCAGUUCACAUCGCAGGACUCCACCGAGAGCUUGAAGAAAACGUUGCUCUGCCGACAAGACUCUAAUGAUAGCACGAAAAAGAAGGAGCCUGAAAAGAAAGUGAAGGAUGAAGUGAAAAGGAUAUGUGAAACAAAACGGGGAAGCGAUAAAAAAAGCUUCCUAGAAACGGAUGCAGACGAGCCUUGUAAACGUAUUUACGAGAGAAGGACGGGAGCAGCAAGACCGACAUUACCUCCAGUGGACGAGAAAGGAGUCGGUACUCCUAACACUCCGAAUGGAAGUCCUAAUACGCCCAGCGUUGCGGCUGUGGCUGAAGGCUUGGCCAGAUGGGGCAGUGGGCUGCUGUCCCCUCGAGACGAACCAAGAUUAAAGGCAGCCAGGAGCUGGUACGGCUAUGGCACCCUGCCAACAGACAACAGCGAGAAGAUGGGAGCAGGCGCGAACGGGCCUGGUGGCCGUCGAGCCCUCGAGCUCAUCCUCAGCGGGGGACUGAAGUCGCUAGGGCGUCCAGCAAAGCCCGUGCGCAGGGCUGCGUCCCGUGACUCCGUUCUGUCACAACCGCAGCCCCUGCUUGAAGGCUUGAGGAAAUGUUCGACAGUCCUCGCACUGACGGACCGGGAGAAGGUUCCCGAACCGAUUAGGGCUCACAACCGACUCCGCGCGCCCUCCGUCUGCUCUCGCUGCUCCUCUCUGCUGUCGCUCGCCGGCGCUGGUGGUUCCAGGUAUUCCCUGGACGGUGCCGGCGGUGGCUUCGUUGCAGCCGCUCCGAUCAACUGCAAGCUGUGCCUUGAAGACGCGACCGCUGACAAAGUCACUAUUAUAGGCGGCUGUGGUUGCACAUUCUGCACUAAGUGUAUGAAAGCAUACGUCGAAUUCGAAGUCUGCAACGGCGCUUAUGAGGUUUCAUGCCCUGACGCGAGGUGCAGGCUGGGCGCCGCCCUCGCCUUAGACGAGAUCUCCGCUCUCGUUGAACCCGCUGUUAUGGAGAAGCAUCUCAAAUUCAGGCUCAAUCAUGAAGUGGCGAUGGACUCCGGUCGAGCGUUCUGUCCCCGCGUCGGAUGCGACACGGUUGUGUCCGUCAGGGCCGCCAGUCCCGCACAUUGUCCGACGUGCCGGCACGAUUUCUGCUCCCAGUGCAACCAGGAGUGGCACGGCGGGAUGACUUGCGAGGCGGCGGCGGCCUCGUCUUCGAUGGGCGGCGCCGGGGCCCCAUUGCUACCGGACUCCGAGCUGAUCAAGCUCUGCCCGAUGUGCAGGGUGCCAAUAGAGAAGGACGAGGGAUGCGCCCAGAUGAUGUGUAAACGAUGCAAGCACGUAUUCUGCUGGUACUGCCUCGCUUCCCUCGAUGACGAUUUCCUUCUACGACACUAUGACAAGGGACCGUGCAAAAACAAACUUGGACACUCGCGAGCUUCUGUACUGUGGCACCGUGCUCAAGUUGUCGGUAUAUUUGCUGGCUUCGGUUUGCUGCUGUUGGUCGCCAGUCCGCUGUUGCUGCUCGCGGCGCCCUGUAUCGUGUGCUGCAAGUGCAGGCUGUGCAAUCCAAGCACGAAGAAUCUUGAAGAGGUAGACGAGGUCGAUAGCAUCAGUCCCGGGAGGGACGACGAUGACGAGAUCACCCACGAGAGGUCCCGGGAUCGAUAUCUGAGCGACUGACACCCACCAAGGUACUAGACGGUGACGCACGCGUAUCAACGUACACCGGUACUGGCCAGCGACUUACUCUGCACAGUUUGUCAGUCAAAUACGAUGUAUCGUGUCAAUCGUCGAAAAACGUUUCUUCGUGUUGGCAACACUGCUAGUUUUUUGUGUUGGCAAGACUCGGGCCUGCUCGUCGUUGAGACGAUUUAUCGUGUAACGUGUUGACCGAAGAACUUGUACGUAAAUGUGAUAAAAAAAUAUUUUGUGGACGAUAUUAUAAAUGUAGAAAUUAAAACAAAUAAAUAUAUAUAUGUGAUGAACGAAAAUGUUAUAACUUAGUAAUUUAGGAUAUGUCAAGUUGAAAUGUUCAAGGAAUGUUACUUGGUUAUACAUUGUGAUUUUCGCUUCCCCUUAAUUAUAGCUUUGUUGGACGGAACUCAACAGGGCUCAGAGCAUUAGAUGAAAUCGAGAUAUAUAUAUAUAUAUAUACAAAAAUAACUAACUCAUACAGUACAAAAUGUGUAGCUUCAAAUGUAUUUAAACAAAGAAAUAUACGGGGCCUAAUGAUCGAUGCUUGUAUGAAAAAAAAAGUCGUAUUCGUAUAUUUGUAAAUGGCAUCGCCUUUUUUAGCUUCUCGACCUAGAACCAAAACUCUGAGAGAAAUAGAGAGAGAGAGGUAAUUGCAUUUAGAGUUGUAAUAUUUAAUGGCGCAAACGAACCAUACGGUUCCAAGACUUCAGAUUGGACUGAUGGACUGAGAUCUGUUCCUAAAGAUGAACAAAAUGUAGUGCUUGUGGUUCCUACCGCGAUGACCUUGAUAAUACUAAAACUUUCGACACAGCACGCAAUGUAACAAAAACAAUCUGCUGAAGCCGGGGUCAACGGACUCUGGCGAUCUUAUAGUAUAACAUUAAGUAUCAAAGUUGAUAGCUAAGCUUUUUAUUUCUAUUGUAUAGAUGGGCGAAUGGAGCUCAUGACCUAUAAUAUAUGUUGUUAAAUGGUUACCGGAGCUCAUAGACAUCAAUCAUGACCUGAACACCACCAGUCUCGAUUGUAUCGUAUGAUGCUCUCGGCCUUCGAACAGGAACACGUGACUGUUCACGGCAGAAAUUAGCUGGACGGUGGUAAUUACGGGCGUGCUAUACCUAUAACCAGCAAAUUUUAGUUAGUAAACCUAUAUCCAUUUUUAUCUAUGUCGAACGGGUAUGAUAAACGAUAAUCGUCUCGGCUACCACAAUGGGCCGCACAUUCCGUACAGAUUUCGUUUUGUAUAGCCAUAUGACGUUGUGUGCGAGAAAAAUAAUUCCACAUGUUGAUUUGACAAUACGUAUAUACAUAGUGCUUGUAAAAAAAA
Molecule: messenger RNA, 3852 nt
Organism: Bombyx mandarina (wild silkworm)
Lineage: Eukaryota; Metazoa; Arthropoda; Insecta; Lepidoptera; Bombycidae
Biological process (GO): protein ubiquitination
Molecular function (GO): ubiquitin-protein transferase activity; zinc ion binding
Source: RefSeq, a predicted model, not a curated record